ACUUGGAGCUCCCGAGCUUCGCGUCGCCGCCGACGGCACGCAGCUCAAAGGGGGAGUGUCGUAUCGACCGAUUCAUAUCUGUGGUAUCAACACUACAAAUGGACAUUUUCACGAUUUUAAUCUGUUUGGAAAACAAACUCGUUGCUAUAAAUGAGGUCAUUUGUGACGCCCUCGUGGGUAAUGUCGAUGUUUGGGAGGACGCGAACUGUGCAGAAUCCAGGUUGAAAUCAAGUUUUCCUGUGACGUCACUCGUUCGGCGUCGGCCUGGACGUGGCACCGAGGGAGCGCUGCGAGCUUUCAAUUUCAGCGAGUUUUCGGCUUCGACCGUUCCGCUGCCGAGCACGAACGAGGACGAGGACUUCCGCUCUCCUGCCGAACCGGACCGGGACGCUCGAGUCAAAAUGGGGCUGACGAUCUCGGCGAUGUUUGCGAAGUUCUUCGGCAAGAAGCAGAUGAGAAUCCUGAUGGUGGGCUUGGACGCAGCUGGUAAAACGACCAUUUUGUACAAACUCAAGCUGGGAGAGGUCGUCACCACCAUUCCGACCAUUGGCUUCAACGUGGAGACGGUGGAGUACAAGAACAUCUGCUUCACCGUUUGGGAUGUUGGCGGCCAAGACAAGAUUCGCCCUCUCUGGAGACACUACUUCCAGAACACACAGGGUCUCAUCUUCGUGGUGGACAGCAACGACAGAGAGCGAGUGGCCGAGUCGGCAGACGAGCUUUCAAAGAUGAUCCAGGAGGACGAUCUGAAGGACGCUGUGAUUCUGGUGUUCGCCAACAAACAGGAUCUUCCCAACGCCAUGGCGGCCAGCGAACUCACUGACAAACUGGGCCUGAACAACCUGCGCAGCCGCACCUGGUCCGUGCAAGCCACCUGCGCCACGCAGGGGUCGGGCCUGUACGAAGGCCUCGACUGGCUGUCCAACGAGCUCGCCAAGCACUAGACCGGCUGUCGAGAAACGGGAAGUGGCGGACGAGGAGGCGUGGAAUUUCACAGGACUGGUUCUUCGUCGUCUGCUUUCUUUUUCUUUUUUUUUAAAUUAUGUGUCAGCAGGAGGAAACUUGUCGGACUCCCGUUCUUCUCUUCUCGAGUUCCUCGUCUUUGUUUUCCUACGCAUGUUUUUACCGAGUCGUGUGACAGGAUGCGGCGGGGCUCCCGGCUGUCGCGCCGUGCCCACGGAGGCCUCGUGCCCCUCGUCAUUGAUGUGAAAAGCAGCGAUUGAUGCAAUAAAGGUGUUUUUCUUUGG
Molecule: messenger RNA, 1247 nt
Organism: Phycodurus eques (leafy seadragon)
Lineage: Eukaryota; Metazoa; Chordata; Actinopteri; Syngnathiformes; Syngnathidae
Product: ADP-ribosylation factor 4-like
Exons: 6
Coding region: 99-944 (281 amino acids)
Biological process (GO): intracellular protein transport; vesicle-mediated transport
Cellular component (GO): cytoplasm; plasma membrane
Molecular function (GO): GTPase activity; GTP binding
Source: RefSeq, a predicted model, not a curated record